CGUUUUAAAAAGAAGAAGAAUGAACUCAGUUUAAAAAUUUAAACAGAACGUUGUGCAAAAAUUUAGUUUCGGAAACAAAAUUUGGUUUUUUACAUCUGAUCUGUGAAACAAGCAAAAUGGCAACGAGUGGAGUGCAGGUGCUUAAAUCCCAACUUUCAAGAUGCCGUAAAGUAAUAGCUCUAGGAUGUAGGGACACGAAUUACCGCAUUGAUUGGUUAAAUAAUUUUUGUGGUGAUUUUUACGAAUUCGCCAACCGUCUGCACAAGUAUAUCACGGACGAAGUUGACGAACUGGAAGGAAAUGAAAAUGUUGACACUACUUUUCUGUGUCUGACACAAGUCUGCUUGUGCACAAAAUAUUUGGAACGCGUUAUACGUGCAGAGGAAACAGCUUGCAAACCAAUUCUGUCUUCCCGUAAGCACUUCAUAGAUCGGAUUAUAUGGUGCUUGGAUAGAUUGGAAAUCGCCGUAAGUAAUUUGAGAGUAGCUGCCAUUUAUAAAACAUCCGAACAAGCGUUGUCGGGCUAUGGUUUUAUAGCCUUAUUAGAAAUGGCAAUGGAUCAAGUGAGUUCGUUCAGUACAUACCAAGAUGAUCCUGAGUUCGAUCCGCACUCACUGGACGAACUUAAAUAUGCACUUGAUUCCAGCAAUGAAAUACAUCGUGUGGUACGCUCGAUGGUCGCUCAUACACUUGCUUUGGCUAACGUGGCGUUUUUCGAGGAUAAAACAGCGCUGAGUGCAUUGUGCCAAAAGGCACUACGUGACAGUACUACAUUUCAGCAGGAAUGUUGUGUAAAUUUACAACAAGCACGAUCCAACCAAUGUAAUCGUAGGCUGAAGGCUAUCGCACUGGGAGAUUCGUUGAACCAAUUGCACCAGUACGUUGAUGAAACAAUUUUGCGUUUAAUUUUUAUUUGCUUCGCGGAUUUAGAAAAGUUUUCGUUAGAUAAACUACGCGCGAAGAUGCGACAAUGUGGUAGUGAUGAUGUUGAGCUAGAUGAGUUUAUAGCGGAUUUUGAUGUAAACUUGGAUCGAUUGGCGCAAAUAGGUCUCUUUGCUGCCAAUGAAUCGCCUACACCCAAAUUAAAGACAUUGGUGCGUAGUUGUAUGGCCUCCUUAGAGGCACUCGACGCAUGCAUUAUACCAUCAUUGCAAGCUAGCAAUGGUGCCGAUAUGCAUUCUGAAAUCUUAGAGCAGCACUUUUACGAAGAAAUGACCAAAUUGAAAUCUGUUAUUUAUGAAAUUAUAGAUGCACAGCCAAUCACCAGAAGCUUUUACGAAAUGCUUAACGCUUGCAUUGCUCAAACAGAGAAACAAUUCAACAAACCUAAACUAGAAGAUAUGGUGCAAAUGGGUGAAUUUCUACUGCAAUAUUUUCAGUAUCCCACAAACAAAAUAGAACUUCAACAAACAAAUUGUAAACGGCUAGAAUACUUUCAAAAAUUCACUAUGAUGUUGCACGAAUGCCGCGCAAUUUUGGUAUGCGCCGAUCAAGUGGACACUAGACGCAUAUUGAAACGUUUCAAGAUUUUGCGUGCUAUCAUGCGCAAGUUCGUAGAUGCGCUCGAGAAGACAUCAAAUCAAGCAAGAAAGAAAUCGGAGGAAAACCUUAAUAAGCUAACUGUGACCGAAACGCAAGCAAUCGAUUUAAAUGAGCCGCAGCUUAUACUCGAGACCAUAGAGCCAAGUGUUUGUAGCAUAUUGUAUCGCAAUGAAUCCGAAAUAUGCACCCCGCGUAGACGUGCUGUAAGCGACUCAAUGCGUGGCAAUUACUCAAAACUACUGAAUGAAGGUGAGGGAAAUCGAAGGUUGAAUACAGUGUCUGGCAGUGAUUGGCAACAGGCGCUGAAACAGAGGCACAGAGGCAGUAGUGUGCGUCGAAAUGAGAGUUUGCGCACAGUGAUGUUUAAGCGUCAAAAAUCUGCGGAAACACAGAAAGCGUGCGAUUUUUAUUUGCAUAAUUCGGCUAGUUUACAAAUCUCCGAAAUUAUUGAUCAGUUGAAGCAAGUAUCUGCGAAUGACUCAGGUGCAGCAGGGAAUAAUUGCUAAACGCAACUGGGAUUAAUUAAUUCGAGAUUGUUAAUGUAUAAUAUUCUGAUUAUUAGCAAGCAUGCAAUCUACUGUACGUCUAUCCAACUCUAAUUUAUACAAAUAGUGGGAAAUUUUCAUUAUUCAGUAAUUUUGUACUCAAUUUUUGC
Anastrepha obliqua is the source of this 2197-nucleotide messenger RNA. RefSeq names its product serendipity locus protein alpha. The coding region runs from base 117 to 2048 and encodes 643 amino acids. Gene Ontology annotation, cellular component: catenin complex; cytoplasm; adherens junction. Gene Ontology annotation, molecular function: actin filament binding; beta-catenin binding. Gene Ontology annotation, biological process: cell migration; cellularization; cell-cell adhesion. The record is from RefSeq and is a predicted model, not a curated record. NCBI's taxonomy places the organism in Eukaryota, Metazoa, Arthropoda, Insecta, Diptera, Tephritidae. The transcript is spliced from 8 exons.